Messenger RNA from Cottoperca gobio, 5514 nucleotides. RefSeq names its product immunoglobulin-like and fibronectin type III domain-containing protein 1. NCBI's taxonomy places the organism in Eukaryota, Metazoa, Chordata, Actinopteri, Perciformes, Bovichtidae. Gene Ontology annotation, molecular function: protein binding. The record is from RefSeq and is a predicted model, not a curated record. The transcript is spliced from 25 exons. The coding region runs from base 1 to 5403 and encodes 1800 amino acids.
AUGAUUACGCAGUUUGUAGUAGACAUACCAGAGGGGAAAAGCACCCCAGAUUUCCAGAGUAAACCUAUCCCAGUAACCAUCAAGGAAGGGACAUUGGCUGUUUUCAAGGUCAUGGUGAACGGGGAUCCAAAGCCAGAGGUGACAUGGAGAAGAACUAAAGGGCCUACUACAGACAAGGCUAAAUUCCAGUGUAAAUAUGAUGAAUCAACUGGAGAGCAUAUAUUACAGAUUGUCAAAGUGUCUGGCGAGGAAUCAGACACAUACAAAUGCUAUGCUGCCAACGAAUACGGCAAAGCUGUCUGCUCAACAUCAUUAAAUGUGAUUGAGGUUGGGAAAAAUCCAUCAGACUUCCGAAAAAUGCUGCGGAGAAGUAAAGUAGAGGAGAAAGCGGAAAGUGAUGAAAGAUUCUGGGACGCGAUGCUGAACGCCGACAGGAAAGAGUACGAGCGCAUUUGUAAUGAGUUUGGUGUUGCAGACUUUCAUUCGAUUCUUAAGAAACUGGAAGACAAGAAGAAGGAGAGGGCGCAAAAUAAGUGUAAGGGUGGUGUCAUUCCCUGUGAUGAAGAUGCAAAAGAGAAACACCUGAAGAGCCAUAAGAAUGCUGCGAGGACCAAUGAUUUUAAUGUCAAGGGCCUGAUGCAAAAAGGCACGAGGCGCCAACAAGUGGAUGAAGAGGACAACCUCCUCGACGCCGGGCUGAAGCUGGUGGACGAAGAGGUCAACCGUCUCUAUGCAGAGUUUACACUUUCCAAUGUGGACUUUGUUAUCAAAAUUCAGGAGCUUAAAGCUCAAGAAAGAGAUGAUGCUCUCUUUGCGUGUGUCCUGACUCACCCGCUACCCAGGAUCACAUGGAUGGGUAAGAGCAGCGCCUUGGAGGACGGAGAGAAAUACAGCAUAAACGUGUCAGAACACAAACUGAUCCACCGGCUGCUGAUCAAGGACUGCAACCAGCUGGACAAUGGCAUCUAUUCAGCCGUGGCUGGCAUUACGUCCUGCAGUGCCCGCCUGGUUGUUCAAGCUGAGGGUGACCCUGCAUCUGCUGGGAGACCUCGUAAAACUACCGUCGGUGGUGGAGCACAGAUUGACCUUGAGGAGGUGGCCAGAGAGCAGCAAAUUAAAAACCGAGAAGAGAUGGAGAAGAUGGUGGACGAAGAGGUCAACCGUCUCUAUGCAGAGUUUACACUUUCCAAUGUGGACUUUGUUAUCAAAAUUCAGGAGCUUAAAGCUCAAGAAAGAGAUGAUGCUCUCUUUGCGUGUGUCCUGACUCACCCGCUACCCAGGAUCACAUGGAUGGGUAAGAGCAGCGCCUUGGAGGACGGAGAGAAAUACAGCAUAAACGUGUCAGAACACAAACUGAUCCACCGGCUGCUGAUCAAGGACUGCAACCAGCUGGACAAUGGCAUCUAUUCAGCCGUGGCUGGCAUUACGUCCUGCAAUGCCCGCCUGGUUGUUCAAGCUGAGGGUGACCCUGCAUCUGCUGGGAGACCUCGUAAAACUACCGUCGGUGGUGGAGCACAGAUUGACCUUGAGGAGGUGGCCAGAGAGCAGCAAAUUAAAAACCGAGAAGAGAUGGAGAAGAUGGUGGACGAAGAGGUCAACCGUCUCUAUGCAGAGUUUACACUGUGUCCAUCGACUGUAUCCAUGGAGUGUGUCCAUGGAGUGUGUCCAUCGAGUGUGUCCAUGGAGUGUGUCCAUCGAGUGUGUCCAUCGAGUGUGUCCAUCGAGUGUGUCCUUCGAGUGUGUCCAUCGAGUGUGUCCAUCGAGUGUGUCCAUGGAGUGUGUCCAUGGAGUGUGUCCAUGGAGUGUGUCCAUGGAGUGUGUCCUUCGAGUGUGUCCAUCAAGUGUGUCCUUCGAGUGUGUCCAUGGAGUGUGUCCAUCGAGUGUGUCCAUCGAGUGUGUCCAUCGAGUGUGUCCAUGGAGUGUGUCCAUGGAGUGUGUCCUUCGAGUGUGUCCAUCGAGUGUGUCCAUCGAGUGUGUCCAUCGAGUGUGUCCUUCGAGUGUGUCCAUCGAGUGUGUCCAUCGAGUGUGUCCAUCGAGUGUGUCCAUCGAGUGUCCAUCGAGUUUUCCAAUGUGGACUUUGUUAUCAAAAUUCAGGAGCUUAAAGCUCAAGAAAGAGAUGAUGCUCUCUUUGCGUGUGUCCUGACUCACCCACUACCCAGGAUCACAUGGAUGGGUAAGAGCAGCGCCCUGGAGGACGGAGAGAAAUACAGCAUAAACGUGUCAGAACACAAACUGAUCCACCGGCUGCUGAUCAAGGACUGCAACCAGCUGGACAAUGGCAUCUAUUCAGCCGUGGCUGGCAUUACGUCCUGCAAUGCCCGCCUGGUUGUUCAAGCUGAGGGUGACCCUGCAUCUGCUGGGAGACCUCGUAAAACUACCGUCGGUGGUGGAGCACAGAUUGACCUUGAGGAGGUGGCCAGAGAGCAGCAAAUUAAAAACCGAGAAGAGAUGGAGAAGAUCUUUGCAGCCGUAAAAGAAAAACACGGGGAAGGACAACUGAAAGGAGAAAAGACAUUAACCACAAGUGGAAGAGAUGGUGAAAUAAGUGCAGUCGGUGGACCAGGAAGAGAUGGCACAGAAACCAAAUUAGAGGUUUCAGGGUGUGUUACACAAGAAGGAGUGAAACUGACAGUAGAUCGCCCCAAGAAAAAGAAACACACCAGAUCUGGUCAAGAGGAUUUUGACAAGGUAACAGAGCAAGAUCCAAAUGGACUAGCAAGUGACAACGUAGCGAGGGAAGAUGAAGCACGUUACGAUGACGAAAGUGACGAUGAAGAAAGUGACGAUGAAGAAAGUGACGAUGAAGAAAGUGACGAUGAAGAAAGUGACGGUGAAGAAAGUACCGACGAUGAAAGUGACGAAGACAGUUACGAUAAAGAAAGGGGCAGUGGUGAGAUUGAGGACUCUGCUGGCCAGCUCAAGCGCUCAAGUUGUUCAAAGCGAAGGAAGCGGAAAGCAAAGAAAGCAGUCAAUGAUCCAGGGGUUCAUUUCAUCUGCGGUUUUUCUGAUGUCAGUGCCAUCAUCAAUGAGUCUGCCGAGUUAACAUGUAAGCUCAGCAGUGAAGAUUGUGAGGGAGCCUGGUUCAGAGACGGCAGAAAGAUAUCCCCAGAUGACAACUUCAGUGUCACUAAAGAUGGUGCCAUCCAUAAAUUAGUCAUAAUCAGGUGCGAGGAAGAGCACUCUGGGAAAUACCGCUUUGAGGCAGACAGUCGCAAAACAGAGGCGAUGAUCAACGUUAAAGAUCCCCCAAGGUUUGACCCUGAAUACCUCAUCGCUUUCACUGAGCCUGUGACAGUUAAAGCGGGGCACAACGCCAUCUUCAAACUGCACUUUCUUGGCCAUGAACCCAUAAAGAUUAAGUGGUACAGCGAGGGAGAAGAGCUUCUAGAUGACAACAAUACGAAGAUAGAGAAAUCUGCAAGUCACAGCCGCUUGCUCCUGAGCAGGUGCCAGAGGAAGGACACGGGAGAGAUCAAGAUUAAGCUCAAGAACGAACACGGCUUCAUUGAGGCAAUUUCCCAGUUAAUUGUGCUAGACAAACCCACUUCGCCCCUGGGUCCUGCAGAGGUAACCGAGGGCUCAGCUACAUGUAUUGAAUUUAAGUGGAGGCCUCCGAAGAAUGACGGCGGCUCACCAGUGAUCAACUACAUAAUGGAGCGACGGCAGGUGGGACGAAACACCUGGAAGAAAUUAGGGGAAAUCCCAGGUGUGUCCAGCUACCGCGAUACAGACGUGGACCAUGGAAGGAAAUAUUGUUACCGUAUCCGGGCAGUGACUGCGGAGGGUACAAGUGAAGUGAUGGAAACUGAUGAAAUUCAAGCCGGCACACUUGCUUUUCCCGGCCCUCCAGCGCAUCCAAAGGUGGUCAGCGCCUAUGACGACUGCAUCAACCUUUCCUGGGCUUCACCAAGUAAAACAGGAGGUUCACGUAUCCUGGGUUAUAUUUUGGAGAAACGCAAGAAGGGGAGUAAUCUCUGGGCCGUUGUCAAUGCCAUGGAUGAACUAAUAAAAGAAAAGAAAUAUGCAGUGAAAGAUGUUGUGGCAAGAAUGGAAUAUGAAUUCAGAGUCACUGCCAUAAACCUCUCUGGAGUUGGUGAAUUCAGUAACCCCUCCGAGUUUGUUUUUGCACGGGAUCCAAAGCAGCCUCCUGGUAGAGUUACAAGCCUGAAGGUGACAGAAACUUCUCACACCCACUUUGUCCUGACUUGGACCAAACCUGAGGAUAAACCAGGGAUACAUGAUGAGGCAAAGGGAUAUUUUGUUGAGAUUCGGCGUGCAGAUUGCAUUGAAUGGUGCCGUUGUAAUACCACGCUCAUCAUUACGACUUCCUUCAGUGUGAAAGGCCUCAAGCACAUGGACAUGUACUGGGUGAGAGUGAUUUCGACUAAUGAUGGAGGACAGAGUGCUCCCGAGGAGCUAGCCAACUACGUCCUUGUAAUGCCCUCACCUGUGAGGCCAAAGUUCACAAACCACAAAAUGAGGAGCUUCAUGGUGGUGAAGGCAGGGAACUCUGUCAGGAUCACAGUGAACUUUGAGGCCUCCCCACUGCCACAUAUGAUGUGGCUGAAGGACAAUGUGCCAGUGACAAAGCGAGUUACAAUCAGUAACUCUGAUGGCUCAUCCCAGCUGCUGAUCCCCUCGUCUGAGCGCUCUGAUACUGGCAUCUACUCCAUUUUAGUGAAAAAUCUUGCAGGACAGGAGACAUUCAGUACAGAGGUCAGAGUCACAGAUGAUCCAAAGCCUCCUGGACCGGUAGAACUGGAGGAAAAUGUGCCUGGUAUGGUGACAGUGAUCUGGGAGCCGUCUCCUGAUGAGAAACGCGAUGACCGCCUCCAUUACACAGUAACCAAACUGGACUCUACCAAACGCACAUGGACCACAGUGGCUGACAGACUCUUCAAUAACAAGUUCACGGUCUGCAACAUCAUGCACGGGAGGGAAUAUAAUUUCCGGGUGUAUGCCAAAAACGACAUGGGCAUAUCUGAACCGUCAGAGUCACCAACCUGUGGGAAGGAGAAGAAGAAAGAAAAAUUCAUGGUGAGCGUACCGACCAGAAAGGAUUGCGAUUUGCGAUGUGCUCCAACCUUUGUUGUACCGUUGAAGCUUCACACUGCACCCAAAGGCUAUGAAUGCUAUAUGAGCUGUGCAGUGAAGGGAAAUCCCAAACCUCGUGUCACGUGGUAUCGGAAUUACGUCAGCCUGAACACUAAUACCAACUAUUACAUCACCAACACCUGUGGAGUUUGCUCCAUGUUAAUUCUCCACGUAGGCCCCAAAGACAUGGGGGAGUAUACCAUCACUGCAGAGAACGCCCUCGGACGGGCUGAGUGCUCCACUGUCCUCAGUGUCAGAGGUGAGAGAGAAACACACCUGCACUUUAAGUCAAAGGAAGGAUGGAUUUAAAAAAAAUCAAAACAUACUUAAUGAUGCUAAAUCAUUACAUCUCUCUUCCAUACAGAGUGAAGACACUAAAGGCCCCACAAUAUGAGCAGCUUUAGAUCUUAUACAUGAUGU